This is a messenger RNA of Helobdella robusta, 1858 nucleotides long. RefSeq lists its product as hypothetical. Gene Ontology annotation, cellular component: mitochondrial inner membrane. Bases 119 to 1126 code for a protein of 335 amino acids. The record is from RefSeq and is a predicted model, not a curated record. The transcript has 11 exons. NCBI's taxonomy places the organism in Eukaryota, Metazoa, Annelida, Clitellata, Rhynchobdellida, Glossiphoniidae. Gene Ontology annotation, biological process: monoatomic ion transport; serine import into mitochondrion. Gene Ontology annotation, molecular function: monoatomic ion transmembrane transporter activity.
UUUUUUGGAGGAUUUUGUAACGCGUUGAAAGGUCGCUUUACCGUUUCAGUUCGUUUUUCAUGUCGUUUGAUGAAGCUACUCGGAAGAAAAGGAUCUUGUAGGAGAUUAAAAAAAAUAAAUGAUGAAAGAAUCACCGAGGUUGAAAGAUGGUAGGAUCGAUCUGUCACUGCCCAGAUGGGAUCAGUCCACUUUUCUUGGCAGGGUUCGUCAUUUUGCUUCCAUCACUGACAUGAGAACUGCCUUCACAUCCAAUAGAACUCUCCUCAGUGCCAAAGAAUUAUUAAAUCAGUACAAAUUAAAACAAGAGCCAACAGGGACCACAGAUGAACAAAUAUGGAGAGCCAAAAAACUGUACGAGUCAGCUUUUCAUCCAGAUUCUGGUGAGUUACAGAACGUCAUUGGACGCAUGUCAUUCCAAGUUCCUGGUGGGAUGAUUCUCACUGCUGGAAUGUUACAGUUUUAUAAAACAAACACGAGCGUGAUCUUCUGGCAGUGGUUGAACCAGUCAUUCAAUGCCCUUGUCAACUACACAAACAGGAAUGCUGCUUCUACAGUCACCAACAAGCAGAUUGCUUUUGCGUAUGUUAGUGCAACAACCUGUGCGUUGGUAACAGCUCUUGGCUUCAAGGAAAUAAUGGGAAAGAGGGGCAACCCAAUAAUGAAGAGGUUCGCUCCGUUCAUUGCCGUCUGUGCAGCCAACUUUGUCAACAUACCACUAUCUAGACAGGCAGAGCUGUCAGAUGGCGUGUUACUCUUUAGUUCAGACAAGCAACAGAUCUCUGAAUCUAGACUUGCUGCAGUUAAAGGUAUUGCCUUGGUAGCCAUCUCCAGAGUCACAAUGGCUGCCCCAGGAAUGUUGAUCAUGCCAGUUAUAAUGAACCACCUCGAAAAGAAAGCAAGCUUCAUGAAAUAUCAGAGAUACCAUCUUCUAUUCCAGACUUUCAUGAUUGGCUGCUUUCUCGUUUUCAUGGUUCCAGUGGCCUGCGGCAUGUUUCCACAGAAUAAUACGAUUUCCUUGAAAGCUCUUGAGAAAUAUGAGCCAGAAAAAUACAAGAAGGCGGUUGAGAUGUGCCAGCGGAAUGGACUGCCUCUACCGUCGCAUCUUUAUUUCAACAAGGGCUUGUAAGAGAGGAGAAAAUUCACCCCAAACUCCACCAAAUAUUCCUGAUUUUAAAUUUUAAAGUCGUUAUAGACGUAACUGCCUUAGAUUUGUUUUACAUCUGAUUUUGACUCAUUUAUUCAUCCAUCCAUUCACUUAUUUGCAAAUAUUCCUAGAUAUAUUUAAGAUUUUACAAGCAUAUUACUUACGUGUAUGUGUUUCGUAUGAAUUUAUAUGCGUUUUCGUUAUCGUGGGAUUAUUUAAGAGUCUAAAAAAAUAUCUUCAAAUCAAUUUGAGAUUUCUGAAUAAGAUUCUUCUUUACACAUGUAACAAAAUCAUUUGACGUACCUGCAUAUAAUGUUUUUUCACAUUUUGUAAAAGAUUCUAACACACCCACAGUGACGUUAUUAUAAAGUUGCUACAUUCAAUUGAUGAUUUCUAGAGCUUUUCUGUUAUAUUUUGUCGUUUUUUAUUAAAAUUAAUAUUUUCUAAAACGGUAUGUCAACAUUUUCUGAAAAUUGAAUUAAUUAAUUUCAUGACUUUCGUGGUUAUAUCACAAAAUUCAGUAUUAUUAUAGGAAUAUUUUAAAUUCAGAUGACGAUAUAUGCAACAUACAAUAUUCUACCAAUAUUAUGAUGCAAUCUUCUUAUAUAUACAACCGAUUUGUUAGAACUCUAUACUGACGAUCAAAUUUUACUGUGAGUUGUCACCAAAUUUUAACGGAUUCUUAUUAUGAAGUCAAUAAAAUUAUAAAGGUAU